Messenger RNA from Hypoxylon trugodes, 2264 nucleotides. RefSeq lists its product as uncharacterized. Lineage: Eukaryota; Fungi; Ascomycota; Sordariomycetes; Xylariales; Hypoxylaceae. The transcript has a single exon. Bases 200 to 1819 code for a protein of 539 amino acids. The record is from RefSeq and is a predicted model, not a curated record.
CUUGUUACUCGUCUGCCUUGCCUAUCUACUUCUUUCCCGGAUCUAGAUUCGACCAUUCGUUCCUCUUAUCGCCAAUCCCGCCCUCCGCUUCUACUCCUCCCCCCAGUCCGUCCUCGCCCCUCGGUCCAAAAACAAAGAGUCCGUCCGGACCCUUUUUCUCUCCCAAUGCCCUUCACUUGUUCGCUUCCAUCGACUCACGAUGGCUACCAUCGAACCACGACUAAUUCAUCUGCUGAACGAGUCGACUACUACGCCACGGCCUCGCCAUGCUGAACUUCCACCAAUGAAAAUUCUCCCACCUCCCAAGUCCUCUGGCCGCUUCCAUCCUGUCGAGUCCGAUGCUAAUCAGAGGUCCGAAACUUCGGACACCACCGUGAGCCAAUUGGCCUCGCAAUCAAUGCCAUCCUUAUAUUCCAUGGUUGACGAGAGUUCUACCUCAAAUUCUUCCGGACUGAGAAACGAUGUCGGUUACCCCUCGGACCGCGCUCUAUUAAGUCACAUUUCGUCCCAGGACCUACGCAUGAUACUUGACGACGUACCAGAUAAUGCCGAAGAUCUAGGGAAGAAGAGGCGGCCAGUAAAAGAGGAUUUCGUGCAGCUACCACAGCCGCUCAAGAAGCAGAAAGCAACUACGCAACAACAUAGAUUCCCUCCAAUUAUAGUGGGUUUACUUGAACCACCAUCUGAUGCUUCACUAUUCCCACCAAUCUCCUCCGGAUCUUUUGACAAUCGUCCACACUCCGAACCUCCGCAAGCUCUUAGUAUCACAAAACCACCCGAGCCAUCAAAUCCGGUUGAAGAAAGGGCAAACCCGAGUCCUCCACCCGAACCCGAACGAACCCCAACAGGGAAGGUUAAGCGACGGGCUGCCAAGCCGCGACGUAAAUGGUCGGAAGAGGAAACGAACCACUUGUUGCUCGGUGUGAGUAAGCAUGGAGUAGGAAGAUGGACGGACAUCUUGGAGGACCCCGAUUACCAAUUCAACGACAGGACAGCGGGAGACUUAAAAGACAGGUUUCGGACUUGUUGCCCCGAGGAACUCCGUGCAAGCCCAGCAGUCCGGGGUGAUAUUUCCAAGGAAAAGCAGCCAGUGGGCCGACCUAAGGAAAAACCUACGAAAGGGCUGAUGUCCGAAAAUAUACUCAACGAGACAGAAGAGGAAGCCGAAGCUGAGCAGGCCCAGUCAGUCCAGAACGACUCUGAUCCUGCGCCUACGAGACAGCGGAAGAGCCGAGCUCAUCGCAAGAAGAUGGAAGACCUAGUUGAACUGGGCAUCAAAGGACCAUUUAAGAAAUCGCAUCGAAGGGAGCGACGGCCAUUUUCCGACCAAGAUGACAGGGAAAUACUUGAAGGAUUUGAACUUUAUGGCCCUCAAUGGACCAAAAUCCAAAGAGAUCCUAGAUUCAACCUUUCCACUAGACAACCGACAGAUCUACGAGAUAGAUUACGAAAUAAAUAUCCCGAAAAGUUUGCGGGUACAGAGAAGACUGCCAUGCAAGUCAGAGAGCCAGGAAGAGGCAACAACUUAUUGGAGCCCUCUGUUAAUAUGGCUAUCGAGAAUUCGUUGCAUGUUUCUAAAUCGACUUUACUUGAACCACACCUAAAUCGGGCUAACUCAAGAGAAGAUAUGCCAAAGUGGCCUCUACCUUCCAGUCUCAUGGAGAAUGGCGAACCGGCCCAUCCAGGUCUUUACUGGACUGAUGGUUCUGGGGCAGCGUUUACCUCUGGCGCUAUAGGAGAAAUGGAUAUAUCCCGUCUUCUCCUUGACGAUUCACAAGGUACAAAUGACCCCUCUCCGGAGAGACGCGGUCUAGGUUGAAAUAAUAUCUAUACGUUAAAAGAGGUUAAAGAUUGAAAAUACGGCUUAGUUACAGGUUUAUUUUUGACGGAACGCUCUCAGGAAAGCCAGCGUCGUCGAUGGAUACGGCCAGAACACAACGUUCUACACGUUAGUUGAAAGGACAGUACAGGAUAACCCACCGCGUGGAUGAAUUCAAGUCAGUAUCUGCCAUAAACCGACCCAAGUGUGUCGAGGCCUUUCGGGAGAAAUUUUAUAGCCGAUGAUAUAUUACAUCAGACAUGGAGCCCCUAGUAUUACAGGACAUGUAUGUGUAUAAGGGUGGAUCAUGAACCAAGGUUAUGAGUAAAAUAGGUAUGAUACAUGCAAGGAGAUGAAAAGAGGAAUUGAAACUGUACGAAAGCAAUUCAAGGCUUAAUAGCUACGCCUGAGUAAUACCAAAAUUCAUUUUGACACCUUCUAUGAA